ACAGCCUGAGCAGCAGACAGAGAGGGAGAGAGAGAGACAGAGAGGAGARAGACAGAGAAAAAGAGAGAGACGCUCACACUGAUAGAGACACACGCUGUGAAAGAGGCAGAAGCAACAGCUACAGCAACAGAGCCAACAUGCUCCCUCUCUCAUACACACACAAGCACACACACAGAGAACCAGACCCAUGCCAGGGGAGACGGUGAGUACACACCCACACUGAGGAGCACCUUCUCUGGGGAGGAGAUCUCACAGACCCCCCUCCACCUGGUUCUCUGGUACUUAUUUUUGAAUAACAAGUAGCUGGGAAAACGGUGUUUGUCUGUUUGUUUGCAAAAUACACAAACGGGGAAGAGAGACAGAAGGAGAGAGCAAAGAAAAGAGGGAUGAGUGGUGUGUUUGGCACAGCUGCUGAUGCCUGGGGCUGAGGGAGAGAGGGAGGCUGACGAAGAGAGAAGGAGGGAUCUGAAGACCUGAGGAUUGGAGGAGAGGAAGACUGGCACAUGAAGAGCUGAUCAAACUUAUGGACAGAGAGGAGAUAGGGACACAGUGCCGGGGAACACACACACACGGACACACACACACAACAAUGAGGAGGGAACAAAGUCCACGCUUCAGUCCUGGGUGUGUAGUACACUGACCCUGCCUGUGAUAGGCUAGAAGUCAGACCAUGAUUGGCUCCCUUGGCCCCGGUGUGUGGUCCUUGACGCCGUGGCGGUUGGUGAGUCUCUGGGGGCCGGCCCUGCUGCUGGUUACCAUUAUAUCCCUGAUGCCAGGUAGUUGCCAGGCAUGCCCGCCGCGGUGCGAGUGCUCGGCCCAGAUCCGGUCAGUCUCGUGCCAACGGCGGCGCCUCACCGGCAUCCCAGAGGGCGUCCCUACGGAAACCCGCCUCCUGGACCUCAGCCGGAACCGGCUCCGCUGGGUCGAAAUGGGCGACCUGGCACCGUACCCGCACCUUGAAGAAGUGGACUUGAGUGAGAAUCUCAUUGCCACGCUGGAGCCCAACGCGUUCGCCAAUCUGCAGAGCCUCCGGGUGUUACGGCUGAGGGCGAACCAGCUGAAGCUUGUACCCAUGGGGGCCUUCGCCAAGCUGGGCAACCUGACCAUGCUGGACCUGAGUGAGAACAAGAUGGUGAUUCUGUUGGACUACACCUUCCAGGACCUGAGGAGUCUGAGACACCUGGAGGUGGGAGACAACGACCUGGUCUACAUUUCUCAUAAGGCCUUUUCUGGUCUGCUGGGGCUGGAGGACCUGACCAUCGAGCACUGCAAUCUGACGUCCAUCUCUGGCCAGACACUGUCCUACCUACGCAGCCUGGUCACUCUGCGAUUACGGCACCUCAGCAUCGCCGCCCUAGAAGACCACAACUUCCGCAAGCUUAACAACCUGCGGGGACUGGAGAUCGAUAACUGGCCCUAUCUGGAGUACAUCUCCCCGCUCAGCUUCCAGGGCCUGGACCUGUCCUGGUUGUCCAUCACUAACAGCAACAUCACCUCCGUCCCCUCGUCCUCAUUCAGGAACCUGAUCCACCUCACUCAUCUCAACCUGUCCUUCAACCCCAUCACCACCCUGGAGCCCUGGGCCUUCAGGGACCUGCUGAGGCUCAAGGAGCUGAUUAUGGUGAACACGGGCCUAGCUACAGUGGAGCCCCACUCCCUGGGAGGCCUCAGACAGAUCCGGGUCCUCAACUUCUCCUCCAACGAACUCCAGACCCUGGAGGAGAGAUCGUUCCACUCUGUCAACAGUCUGGAGACGCUGCGGGUGGACGGGAACCCGCUGCUGUGUGACUGCCGUCUGUUGUGGAUCCUGCAGAGACGCAAGACCCUCAACUUUGACGGCAGGGUGCCCGUGUGCGCUGGGCCAGAGGAGGUGCAGGGGUAUAGCCUUAGCACCUUCACCGACUCAGCGCUCUUCGAUUACUUCACAUGCCAGAAGCCCAAGAUACGCAACCGCAAACUUCAACAGGUGACGGCUCGUGAGGGCCAGCCAGUGAGUUUCCUCUGCAGUGCCGUGGGAGAGCCCGCCCCCAAGAUCAUGUGGAUCUCCCCUCAGCGCCGAAUAAUCACAGCCAAGAGCAAUGGCCGCAUCACUGUCCUCCCAGGAGGGACGCUAGAGAUCCGCUAUGCCCAGGUCACCGACAGUGGCACCUAUAUGUGCAUCGCCAGUAACGCCGGCGGCAACGACACCUACUUUGCCAUGCUCACCGUCCGGGGCGCACCGCUGGAUGCCGCGUCGGCUUUCUUCGCCAACCGCUCGCUGUACGGCGGCGAGUUCUUCAACGACACAAACCUGAACAGCACGCGCGUCUUCCUCAAGUUCACCCUGGACCUGACCACCAUCCUUGUCUCCACGGCUAUGGGCUGCAUCACCUUCCUAGGCGUGGUGCUCUUCUGUUUCCUGUUGUUGUUCGCAUGGAGCAGGGGGCGGGGCCAGCGCAAGAACAACUUCACAGUGGAGACCCCUUUCCGSAAGGCCGAGGGGCCUGCGGCCACGGGUAGUGCUGGAGGGGCCCGGAAAUUCAACAUGAAGAUGAUAUGAAACAACGCAGCCAAGGGCCAGACGGGGGAGGCAUAAGCAUGUCCCGGAAAUGUGUUUGACAAAACACAUUCCGCUGACUCGCAAA
Molecule: messenger RNA, 2624 nt
Organism: Salvelinus sp. IW2-2015
Lineage: Eukaryota; Metazoa; Chordata; Actinopteri; Salmoniformes; Salmonidae
Product: leucine-rich repeat and immunoglobulin-like domain-containing nogo receptor-interacting protein 3
Cellular component (GO): extracellular matrix
Molecular function (GO): protein binding
Source: RefSeq, a predicted model, not a curated record